AUGAAUUGCUGUUUGCAGGGUUAUCUAUCGGAAGUUGGUGCAUCAUUGGUUGACAAAAAACUUGGUCUUAAUAUCGUACCUACCACAGGAUUGGUUGAAUUAGCAGCACCUACGUUUUACUAUGGUAGAGUUGACCGAGCAAAAGCCAGAGCUAAAGAACGCAUCCAGUCCAGAUAUCCUGAUCUGGGACGACGAUUCCACAGAAUAGGUCUUCCACCGAAGAAAGGAAGUUUUCAACUGUUUGUUACUGGCUACCAAGAUGCUGCACAUUGGUUUCGCAUUUGGGAAACAUAUCCGGAACAAGCACCGCCGCCAGUCACUCAAAGAGAGUUUCAAAUCCUCUUCGAAAAAAUUGUCGUUCUCGACUAUGUCAUCAGAAAUACUGAUCGUGGCAAUGACAAUUGGCUAAUUAAGUAUGAACAAGCAGAUUUGGCUGAAACACCAGUUGGCGCAAACGAAUCAAAAGCAGCAGAAAUGGAAGCGCAGCCACCUGAUGAAGGCCAACUGAUCGAUUUGAAGCAAACAAGAACUGUACAUGAACCAGCACCUGCUGAAGUUGAAUGGGCCGAUGUUACUGUGCCGAAAAUAGCUAUUGCAGCUAUCGAUAAUGGAUUAGCGUUUCCAUUCAAGCAUCCAGAUGAAUGGCGAACUUAUCCUUUUGGUUGGUCACAGUUGCCGAUGGCUCAAAAACCGUUCAGUGAAGAGACGAUAAACGCCAUCCUACCGCUUCUUGACGACACUAAUUUCGUCCAGCAAUUAGGCGAGGAAUUGAAGCAGGUUUUUAAAAACGAUAAAGGUUUUGAUAAGAAAAUCUUUGAGAGACAAUUAUCGGUAAUGCGUGGACAAAUCUUCAACUUGAAGGAAGCACUAAGAACCAGAAAGUCUCCAUAUCAAUUGAUUCUUAUGCCCGCUCAGUAUAUGGUGGAAGUAAAACCAAAAAAGCGGAAGCAGCGUUUUCGCUCGGACAUUGAUGAUCGAACAGAUUGUGAAUGUAGGAUUUUAAAGUAUUUUUCAACUUAA
Messenger RNA from Angiostrongylus costaricensis, 1020 nucleotides. The record is from the annotation of a GenBank genome assembly. NCBI's taxonomy places the organism in Eukaryota, Metazoa, Nematoda, Chromadorea, Rhabditida, Metastrongylidae.